GAAGAUUUUGCUGCUCUGAUAAAAGGAGAUCAGAGAAAUGGAAAUCUCUUACUGGGAGGAUGACGAGAUUGGGAGAUCCCCAACAGCAGAAUAAGAGAUGACUUCUUUUGCGUUCAGUGCCACUGAAGAGGAGGUGGUGUCCUCGCAACCAUAGGAGCAGAUGAUGUACAGGAGAGGGAGCAUGGGGGAGAAUUGUAUGGGACCUCAUCAGAAAGAAUGGACAAGGAAAGCACAGAACAGAACUUGCACAAUCAAGAUGUGCCAAGGAGGCAAGAAGGAAAUGAACAGAAAAGGGAUAAAUCUGUAAUCUGGUAUAUCUGUUCAGAGUGUGGAAAAUGCUUCAAUUGUGGAGCCACAGAACAUCAAAGAAUCCACAAAAACAAGAACUUGAGCAAUCAAGAUGGACCAAGGAGGCACAAGGGAAAUGACACAGAACACAGGAGGGGUCUAGGUGGAAUACCCCUCAAACCAGAAGAACCAGAAAAGAGAGAUGAGGAUUGUCCUGGUGCUCAAUUGAGAAUCUCUAAGGAUGAACAACCAAAUCAAAGCUCACUGUCUUGGGAAAGCACUGCUGGAUUUGCGACAGCCCACAUAGAAAGAGACUUUCAGGAGACUGAGGGUGAGGGAGAGCCGUGUGAGAUACUGUCUGAAGGACCUCAGCCUGAAGAGGUAAAAGAUAACUUGCGGUUUCAAGAUGAGCGAAGGAAGCAAGUAGGAAGCCACACAGAGGAGAGGAGGGAAAAUGCCUCUAAGUCUCCAGCCCUCCCCACAGAGGAAAAACCACAUAAAUGUGCCAUGUGUGGAAAGAGCUUUGAUAGAAGCUCUGGUCUUCUUAGACAUGCAAGAAUUCACACAGGAAAGGCACUUUUUCAGUGUGACAUAUGUGAAAAAAGCUUCAAACAGAGUUCAAACCUUAUCUCCCACCGAAGAACCCAUACUGGUGAAAGACCUUAUGUAUGCCUACAAUGUGGAAAAGGCUUCAAACAGAGUUCAGACCUUAUUAUACAUAGAAGAAUCCAUACUGGAGAGAAGCCUUAUAAAUGCCCGAAGUGUGAACUGAACUUCAGGUCCAACUCUAAUCUUAAAGCACAUCAGAGAACCCAUAAAGGGGAGGAGCAGGACUGUGCCACGAACUAGGCAUCAAGCCUUACUUAAUCCUAAAACUGUCCACAUUGAAGAGAAACGUUUGAAUGCUCAAAGCAUCAAUGAAGUUUGUUUCAGCACAAGCCUUACAAUACAUCAACUAAGCCGUAUAGCAGAGAGACCAUAUAAAUUCUCAAACUGCAGCAAGUUCUGUGAUGAUUAAUCAAAUUAAUGCGCAUAAGAGAAUUAAGACUACAAAGAGCUCAUGUGAUAACUGCUUGGAGCGUGGAAACUGUUGUAGUGUUUGUAGUACACACUUUUUUCAUGUCAAAGAACUCAUAGGGGAGAAAUUCUCAUCGGAAACUCCCACUACUUGUAGCUGACAAGAUGGGGUUCUGCCUUGAAGUCCUUGAGUUUCUAGGAAGGCAGUCAAUUGAAACAGUGCCUUUUUAUGUGGUUACCUUAUGUGGAACUCCCUAGCCUUGCCUAAGCUUUUAUGGGUCUUAAGUGAUUUUAAUUCUUUUAGUGGAAUAAUUUUGACAAAGUAUAUUUAUUCAGUUAAUGGUGGCCUUAAAUGCCUAUGGGAGGAAGUAGUCAAAAGGGAUGGUAGAUGUGGCUAUGGAGGGAAGUUGAAUAAGCAGAGAAGAGAGACUGAGGGGGUGGGGGAGAUGGUCCAAAGGUUUCUGUUAUCUCCGUUCUUCCAUGGGCAGGUAAAUCACUCUCUUGGUUGUUUCUCCAUUUUAAAUUCAUCUUUUAUUUGGUAAUUGCUUAUGUAAGUAUGAAUGUGUUUGCUAUAUUUGCCAAUAAAGUCUUGUGUCUUUUU
Molecule: messenger RNA, 1906 nt
Organism: Rhineura floridana
Lineage: Eukaryota; Metazoa; Chordata; Lepidosauria; Squamata; Rhineuridae
Product: zinc finger protein 271-like
Exons: 3
Coding region: 217-1137 (306 amino acids)
Biological process (GO): regulation of transcription by RNA polymerase II
Cellular component (GO): nucleus
Molecular function (GO): RNA polymerase II transcription regulatory region sequence-specific DNA binding; DNA-binding transcription factor activity, RNA polymerase II-specific
Source: RefSeq, a predicted model, not a curated record